Boleophthalmus pectinirostris (great blue-spotted mudskipper) is the source of this 981-nucleotide messenger RNA. RefSeq lists its product as uncharacterized. The record is from RefSeq and is a predicted model, not a curated record. Bases 159 to 842 code for a protein of 227 amino acids. NCBI's taxonomy places the organism in Eukaryota, Metazoa, Chordata, Actinopteri, Gobiiformes, Gobiidae. The transcript has 5 exons.
CCGAAGGCGCGUCAUGCGCGCCCGACGCUGGAGCAGAGUUUUACGCAAUUUUUUCACUAUUUACCGUGCUGAUGUGGCCCUGUGGCGCGUACAGGCUUGUGUGUUAGCUGUUAGUUUACAGUGAAGACAGGACCGUGGUCCAUAAGUGUCAGGAGACGAUGUGGAAGCAGAGCGGCCGGAGCUCAGCUCUGGAGCGGGCCCAGGCGGUGCUCUCCUCCCACAGAGGCAGAAUGGACACUGCACACCACUCACCACGGAUGUCUCAAGGAGACGCCGUGCGCGCACCUCCAGCCUGGAUGUCGUCUGAGCUCCAGUCCCAACUCAGCGACAGCGAGUACUCGCUGAGCCCAGGCCCUGGACAGGAUCACCGGGAAGGAGCCACUGUGCCAAAGCAGACGAGCGACUGGGCUUCGGAGGUUCCUCGAUCUUUGACUCCUCUGGACGCUGGGGCAAUUAGGUUCUUAAAAAGGCCUUCAGCUGCAGCCCAGGAUCAGCCCAGAGAAAGAGCAGUGCCCUCUUCACUGCUGGCAUCCCAGGCGGCGGCUCUCAGCAGACUGGCCCAAAUAGAAAACCGCUUUGGAAAAAGUCUGCACACCAAAGGGUCUUCAAGAGCAAAGCAGACGGCAGCACAGAAACUCGCAGAGGAGACACGCACGUUGCCCAGCACGGGCCAGCCCAGCACGGGCCAGCCCAGCACGGGCCAGCCCAGCACGGGCCAGCCCCAGCACGGACAAGCCCAGCACGGACAAGCCCAGCACGGACAAGCCCAGCACGGACAAGCCCAGGCACUUUGUAAAGAGCAAGCCUCUGGGUGCUCAUGGACGACACUCGGAGGAGUCUAACAGCAGGCGGCAGCUCCACACUGAGGACCUUCCAGUACUAAACCCCUCCCCAAGUUCACCACCAAACACUUGGCUUGUCCAGCCUCAGCCCAGUCUCUCUCCUUGCUCCAUGUCCCCCUCUCCCCCCUACCUGCCCCCC